This is a messenger RNA of Gracilinanus agilis (Agile Gracile Mouse Opossum), 2867 nucleotides long. It is a transcript of the gene RAD54L, whose product is annotated as RAD54 like. Gene Ontology annotation, biological process: double-strand break repair via synthesis-dependent strand annealing; reciprocal meiotic recombination. The coding region runs from base 1 to 2859 and encodes 952 amino acids. Gene Ontology annotation, molecular function: ATP-dependent chromatin remodeler activity; DNA translocase activity; ATP binding. The transcript has 19 exons. The record is from RefSeq and is a predicted model, not a curated record. Gene Ontology annotation, cellular component: nucleus. NCBI's taxonomy places the organism in Eukaryota, Metazoa, Chordata, Mammalia, Didelphimorphia, Didelphidae.
AUGACCGAACAGCAGCCAGGCUUGAGGCGCUGUCAGGACUUGCCCAGCUCCCCCCCCACCCAGGAUUCUCCAGGCUGCCGGAUCCAUGGGGACCUGAGGAGGAGGAGCCUGGCACCAAGCCAGCUUGCCAAGAGGAAGUCGGAGGGCAGCGCCUCUGAUGAGGAAGACUGGCAUCCGGAGACGGCGACUCCCAAGAGGCGGAAAUCAAGCGGCGAGGCUGGAGGCCCAGAGUGCUUCUGGUCACCUUUUCGGAAGCCCCUGACUCAGGUGACCAAUCGGCCACACUGCCUGGACAGCAGCCAACAUGAGGCCUUUAUCCGGAGCAUCUUGUCGAAGCCUUUCAAAGUCCCCAUCCCCAACUACCAAGGUCCUCUGGGCCUCCGGGCCUUGGGCAUCAAGCGGGCAGGGCUCCGGCACGCCCUCCACGACCCACUAGAGGAAGGAGCUCUGGUUCUGUAUGAGCCGCCCCCCCUGAGCGCCCACGACCAGCUGAAGCUCGACAGGAAGGAUCAGGACAGGAAUGACCGGGUGGUGCCAGCCUGGGGAGGCUCACUCGUAGGGGGCUCGCGGGUGCCGCGGGGAGGCGGGAGGGCGAGGAAGGCUGCUGCUGGAGGAGGAUCCGUGCGUGGGGAUGAGGAGACCCCGGGGGGGCGGCGCGAUGGUGUCUUCAAAGCAGAGGGCAGCACGCCAGCGCCCAUGGGAGGGCCUGUGGGAGGGCCUGUGGGAGAGCCUGUGGGAGGGCCCGUGGGAGAGCCUAUGGGAGAGCCCGUGCCAGUGCCCUUGGGAGAGCCUGUGGGAGGGCCUGUGGGAGGGCCUGUAGGAGAGCCCGUGGGAGGGCCUGUGGGAGAGCCUGUGGAAGGGCCUGUGGGAGAGCCUGUGCCAGUGCCCUUGGGAGAGCCCGUGGGAGGGCCUGUAGGAGAGCCUGUGGGAGGGCCUGUGGGAGAGCCUGUGGGAGGGCCUGUGGGAGGGCCUGUGGGAGAGCCUGUGGGAGGGCCUGUGGGAGAGCCUGUGGGAGAGCCUGUGCCAGUGCCCGUGGGAGAACCUGUGGGAGAACCUGUGGGAGGGCCUGUGGGAGAGCCUGUGGGAGAGCCUGUGCCAGUGCCCGUGGGAGAACCUGUGGGAGGGCCUGUGGGAGAGCCCGUGCCAGAGCCUGUGGGAGGGCCUGUGGGAGGGCCUGUGGGAGAGCCCGUGCCAGAGCCCGUGGGAGGGCCUGUGGGAGGGCCUGUGGGAGAGCUGGAGCUGCUUCUGCUCUUUACAUUUACUCGGGGGUUUUCGCUCUGCCCAGUCACAGGCCACGUCCUCCCUCUGGCUACCAGAGUGUCUGAAGGGCCUCCUGUGGAGGGCAGAACUAGGAGCUGUCAAGGGGCAGAGAGGCCAGUAGAGGCUGGCGCCAGCUUCAUGAACCAGCGAGGCUCCAGGGUCCCGUCUCCCAUCCUCAUCAUUUCCUAUGAGACAUUCCGCCUCCAUGCUGAAGCCUUGCAGCGAGGAAGUGUGGGGCUGGUGAUCUGUGACGAGGGCCACAGACUGAAGAACUCGGAGAACCAGACGUACCAGGCGCUGAACGGCUUAAACACGAGCCGGCGGGUGCUCAUCUCGGGGACGCCGAUCCAGAACGACCUGCUGGAGUACUUCAGCCUGGUGCACUUUGUGAACGCCGGCAUCCUGGGGACGGCCCCGGAGUUCAAGAAGCACUUCGAGCUGCCCAUUCUAAAGGGCAGAGACGCAGACGCGAGCGAAGCCGCCCGGCAGAAGGGCGAGGAGCGCCUCCAGGAGCUCGUCAACAUCGUGAACAGGUGUCUGAUCCGGAGAACCUCGGACAUCCUCUCCAAGUACCUGCCCGUGAAGAUCGAGCAGGUGGUCUGCUGCAGGUUGACCGCGCUGCAGACUGAGCUGUACAGACGGUUCCUCAGACAAGCCAAGCCUGCAGAGGAGCUGCGGGAGGGCAAGAUGAGCGUGUCGUCUCUGUCCUCCAUCACGUCCCUCAAGAAGCUGUGCAACCACCCAGGCCUGAUCUACGACAAGUGUGUGGAGGAGGAGGAAGGCUUCGCCGGAGCUCUGGACUUGUUCCCGCCCGGCUACAGCGGCAAGUCGGUGGAGCCGCAGCUCUCAGGGAAGAUGCUGGUCCUGGACUAUAUUCUGGCUGUGACCCGAAGGACCAGCAGCGACAAGGUCGUCCUGGUGUCCAACUACACGCAGACCCUGGACCUGUUUGAGAAGCUCUGCCGGGCCAGGAGGUAUCUCUACGUCCGGCUCGAUGGCACCAUGUCCAUCAAGAAACGAGCCAAGGUGGUGGAGCGAUUCAACAGCCCCUCGAGCCCAGACUUCAUCUUCAUGCUGAGCAGCAAGGCGGGCGGCUGCGGCCUCAACCUCAUCGGGGCUAACCGGCUCGUCAUGUUCGACCCCGACUGGAACCCGGCCAACGACGAGCAGGCGAUGGCUCGCGUGUGGCGCGACGGCCAGAGGAAGACCUGCUACAUCUACCGCCUGCUCUCGGCCGGGACCAUCGAGGAGAAGAUCUUCCAGCGGCAGACGCACAAGAAGGCUCUGAGCAGCUGCGUGGUGGACGAGGAGCAGGACGUGGCCCGGCACUUCUCCCUGGGGGAGCUGCGGGAGCUCUUCACGCUCAACGAGGCCACGAGCAGCGACACCCACGACAAGCUGCGCUGUCGCCGCUGCGUGAAUGGGCACCAGGUCCGGCCGCCCGCUGAGGGCUCCGACUGCACUUCCGACCUGGCCCAGUGGCACCACAGCGCGGACAAGAGGGGCAUCCCGGAUGCCGUGCUGUCGGCGGCCUGGGACGCCGCAGUCACCUUCGCCUUCCAUCAGCGCUCGCACGAGGAGCAGCGGGGGGUUCCCUGAGCCCUGAG